AUGGAACACUCACUGCAUGCACACCUCCCUCUGAAUGUUCCAUCACCUGUCAAGGCCAUGAUGGAUAUCUACAGGAACACUCUGUAUAGUAUCCAACAUGAAAAAGACCGAGGACAGGGCUGGGAGACUGAUGAUGGAGCUACUGGUGGUGGUGACAACGAUGACGGUGACAGUGAUGACGACGACAAUGAUGAUGACAACAAUGACAAUGACAGCGAGACUGAUGGCAGAAGUGGGCUGGGUACUCCCAGCAGAAGCACCAGAGAUGUUCAACGGGCACUAUACACCAAACCAGCACAGUCCCUAUCUCCAUCGCCCUUGGUUGAAACUGGCAAGCUUCCUAUGCUGGUAUCUAGGACCCCUACUCACCUCCAGCUGCAAAGUGCCCUCCAGAAUGCAUCCCCAACAAGAGCCCUUGUGAAUGGGACACCUUCCCGAACACCAGCAUCAGUUCCCACUCACACAUUCCUCCAUCCAACAGUCCAGGUGAAUUGGAAUGCACUGCCAAGGCCAGCAGUGGACAUCUAUGACAAGCUGGAAAAGGCAAAGAUGCAUGAUGAGCAAUAUGAGCAGAACGACAUGGGAAAGAAAGUGGCAGAAGCUGCAAAGAAGGCAUGCCAGGAUGCCCAAAAAGAUAAGGAGGUCACAGCUGCAAUAGAGAAGCAGUAUAAGGCUGCUAGGGCACAAGCAUGGAAUGCUGCAAAGGAUGAACAUGUACUCCAGGAUGUGUGGAAGGAGUAUGAUAAGGGGCAUGGGAGGUCAGAAGAAGGUGCCAUUAGAGAUACUGAAGUGCUGGAGCCACCAUCAUCCUCACAGGAGGCAUGA
This is a messenger RNA of Cantharellus anzutake, 825 nucleotides long. RefSeq lists its product as uncharacterized. NCBI's taxonomy places the organism in Eukaryota, Fungi, Basidiomycota, Agaricomycetes, Cantharellales, Hydnaceae. The record is from RefSeq and is a predicted model, not a curated record. The transcript is spliced from 4 exons. Bases 1 to 825 code for a protein of 274 amino acids.